AUGGCGGGGCCCGAGGAGGCAGAGAUCGACAUUGUAGGGGGGGAGGAGGAGGAGGAGGAGAAGGGGGGCGCCAGGCCAAGGAAGGGGCUGGGUCUGCUCAGUGCCGAGGGGGCUGAGGAGAGGCUGGCCCCCCGAGAAGCGGAGCAAUCCGAGACCGACUGCUCCACGGAGUGGGAGGGCAGCGAGCUCUCCCCCCGCCUCGGUUCCAAGCCCAAGGCCAGCCUGGUCAAACCUCCCUACUCCUACAUCGCCCUGAUCACCAUGGCCAUCCUGCAGAGCCCUCAGAAGAAACUAACCCUCAGUGGCAUCUGCGAGUUUAUCAGCGGCCGCUUCCCCUAUUACAGAGAGAAAUUCCCUGCCUGGCAGAACUCCAUCAGACACAACCUGUCCCUCAAUGACUGCUUCAUCAAGAUCCCCCGGGAGCCUGGCAAUCCGGGAAAGGGCAACUACUGGUCCCUGGAUCCGGCCUCCGAGGACAUGUUCGACAACGGCAGCUUCCUCCGCCGGAGGAAACGAUUCAAGAGGCACCCCCAGCAUGAGGCUGAGCUGCUGAAAGAGCGCGGCGGCCUCAUGCUCUGCCACAACUUCACCUGCUACAGCCGCCCCUACCUGCUGCAGCCGCAGGCAUUCAUCCAGCAGCCGCCCUUCAGGUACCUGCCCCUCCCCGACGCUGCUGUCGCCCCCGCCCCCGCUCACACCCUCGGUGGGAAGGUUCACCCCUCGCAGCCCGCCGGCCCGGCUCUGCGGCUCCGCCUGCAAGCCAUCGGUUCGAAACCCGGCGCCGCUGCCUUCCACCGGACUUCGUUCAGCAUCGAAAACAUCAUUGGGAGUUCAAGCGCUGCACCAGGGGCGCUUCCCGCCUGUCCCGCCUCUCACAUCCAGUCCGAUUACUGCAGCCUCCUCCAGUCGACCCCCCGCCUGCUCUCGACCGUUUUAAAUAUGUCCACAAGGGCAGUCUACAGCAAUCCUUUGAUCGGAACACUCUCAGCCGGGCAACAGUUCCCUCUCUGCCACCCACCUUAG
This is a messenger RNA of Carcharodon carcharias (great white shark), 1023 nucleotides long. Its product is annotated as forkhead box protein D3-like. Gene Ontology annotation, biological process: regulation of transcription by RNA polymerase II; cell differentiation; anatomical structure morphogenesis. The record is from RefSeq and is a predicted model, not a curated record. Lineage: Eukaryota; Metazoa; Chordata; Chondrichthyes; Lamniformes; Lamnidae. The coding region runs from base 1 to 1023 and encodes 340 amino acids. Gene Ontology annotation, molecular function: DNA-binding transcription factor activity, RNA polymerase II-specific; RNA polymerase II cis-regulatory region sequence-specific DNA binding. The transcript has a single exon.